AUGACAGAUAUACAUAAGUUUUUUGUACCUCAUAAGCGAAUGAAAACUACAAAUGAAAGUGGAGGUGUCAAAGAAGAUACUGUCUAUGAUGAGAAUGACAUAGACAGCACAAAAAGAACAUUUCAACCAGACUGGCUGUCAUCAUAUCCAUGGCUGGUCUAUUCUAAAGCAGUUAAAGGUGCCCUCUGCAAGUUUUGUGUGCUUUUCUGCCCACGCAUAACGCAUGGUAGUCAUCAUGGUGCAUUCAUAAGCUGCCCAUUCACAAAUUUCAAAAAGUUCCAUGAAUGUACGAAAAUGCAUAUGAAUUCCAAGUGGCAUAAAGAUGCAAUAGAAAAGUCAAAUAAUUUCAUUAGUGUUGUGACAAACAAAACUAAAAUUUUGGCAGACAAAACAGUGGAUAUUGCAGGCACAGAACAACUUUCUCUUUCUGCACGUUGUUUUGACCAUGUAACUAAUGUUGUCAGAGAAGACUUCCUUGGAUUUACACCAUUAGCAAGGUUAGGUGUAAAACAUAUCUCCAACACAAUAAUAUCUACUUUAUCUGCUUGGGGUUUAAAUAUGGAUAAAAUGGUAGGACAAGGCUAUGAUGGGUGCAGUACGACGGCCGGUAAAAUUGGCAGAGUACAGAAGAUAAUUGCUGAGAAAUAUCCCAAGGCUCACUUCUAUUGUUGUGCUUGCCACAGACUUAAUUUAGUUGUGAAUGAUUUGAACACCUUACCAGAGGUUAGCAAUGCCAUUGGUACUAUCAAAGAAGGAAUUUCUUUUUUCCGGGGGAGCACGCAAAGGAAAGUCCUAGUUGGGAACCUUCAAAAACUGUGUGAGACACGCUGGUCUGAGAAGCAUAAGUCUAUAAGGAAACUUAAUGAUAAGUUUUUAGAAAUUGUUGAAGCAUUAGCAAUUUUACAUAAAGAAGGAGAUCGUGAAACUAGUCAGAAAGUCUGGCAACUUUACUGCACACUUACUUCUCCAACAUUUAUUCUUACAUUAAAAGUCAUAGCAAAAUAUUCAGCCAAACUAGAACCUGUCACCAAUAUCAUACAAUCAGUAAACAUUAACUUGUUAGAAGUUUCAGAACACAUUCAAGGAAUUGUAAAAAUGUUAUUGGAUGACAGAGAAAAUGCGGAAGCCGAAUUUGAAAUGAUAAUGAAAAGUGCUGAAAGCAACUAUAGUGCACUUGGAAUAGAUGUCACUGUCCAGUCCUUGCAAGAACAGUUUUCAGAAGAUAACAAGGCAUAUUUUGAGAUUUUCUGCUUGCACCCAAAGGUAAUGAAAUCCUAA
Molecule: messenger RNA, 1278 nt
Organism: Schistocerca serialis cubense
Lineage: Eukaryota; Metazoa; Arthropoda; Insecta; Orthoptera; Acrididae
Product: 52 kDa repressor of the inhibitor of the protein kinase-like
Exons: 4
Coding region: 1-1278 (425 amino acids)
Source: RefSeq, a predicted model, not a curated record